CGGAGGGGCCGCUGCGUUCCACGGUUGCUACGCGACCCCGGCCGGGGCGUUCCAGAGUCGCUCCGAAGCGCCUGGCCGGGUCCGGUCCCUGCGGAGCCGCUUGCCCCGGAGCCAGCCCCCCUGCCCGGCAGGACCAGGCAGCGUGACCGACAUGGAGCUGGAAGGGGGCCGAGCCACCCUGGAGGAGGAGGAGGAGGAUGGCACCAAAUCCGAUCUGGAGACAGCGGAGCCGCCGUCCUGUCCUGAGACUGCAGGCGCCCGGGCAAAGGACCAAUGCGAUUCCCUACUGGACUCCAUCGACGCUCAGCUCAGCCAGCUGCUGGGCCCUGGUGCAGGAGUCGCAGGUGGUCGCAUGAAUGGAGACACCUCCUUGGAAUGCUCCCCCAAGGCCUCCUGGACAGCAGAGAUGGAAGGAUGCUGUGCAAACCAGGACGGCACCUCCUGGGGCGAAGCCGGCCCCUCUCGGAAGGAGGAGUAUGGCUGGAGGCUGAUGCAUCUCCUUGGCUCCGAGCAAGCCCCGGAGACCCUGGGGGACCAGAGUGACUCGAAUUCCAUCUGCACGGAGGACUUUGCUGCCAGGUUUCGGGAAGGCAUGGUCGACCCCCUGGUGAAUUCCGAUGAGGAAGGGGAUGUGCCAGCUGGGGGUUUCCCAGCCGGAGACCCUGCUGAGGAAGGGCGCGUCACGGGAAUCAAAGCCAGGCCCGCUGGUCUCUGCCCCGCCGUGGAGGCGUGUGGGGCUGCUGCAGAGGAGGCAGCGAGGAGGCAGCACAUCCUGCAGCGGUUUGAGGAGGGGCUAGAAGGGGACUCAGCCCUGGCUUUGUCCAGCAGCGUGGAAGGGCCCCAGUCCCCGAGCUCUAGGACCAGGAGAGAGAGCCUGGAGUCUCUGGGGGGCAGGAUAUCCAGGCUGAGCCGGGGCAACACCAUGGACACCCCAAGCAGCACAGACACGGGAAAAGCCAGCGCCAUGGGAAGCCGGGCUCCCGGACUAGCUCUGCCUGAGCGGGUGGAGACCUCGGAGGAAAGCGUUCCUUGGCCCCUGGAGGGCUCUUCCAGAUGGGGCCAGAACUCCUGGGAAGACUCCCUACCUUUCAGCAGCCCAUUGCUCGUGGAGGAGCUGGGUCCCAGCCAGCCCCUCAGAGCUCUGGGUGCUGGUGCUGGCACAAGAGCCUGGGCCAGAGAGUCCCAGCCUGUGAGGACAGCUCCGAGUCCGUCCGGGAGGAGACAAACUGCAUACGGGCACGUCUGGUCCCACAGUCCCUCUCACUCCACUCCCACAGCAGCCCAUGGCAGCCCUUCCCUGGCCUCCAAAGGGGAGAAGAGCCCCCGGCUAAUGGCAUCCCCCUGCCCCGACCAAGGGCUGCCCCCGGAGAAGCUGGGAGAUCAGGGCUCAGCUUUGCAAGGGUUUGGUGCCACAACACAGCUGGCUAGUAGCCCUGAAAGCGCCCAGCCACCCCCAGCUGUGGUUAGCGAUGGCUGCGUGGUGACGCAGGGCGGGGUUGGUCCAGGAGAUCCUGAGAGGGAGGCCCCAGAGCUGCUGCAACAGGGGUCGGUGAUUCCCCGGGGACUGUCUGGAAGGGGCGUCACUCAUGCUGCGGCUAGCGGAGGCGAGGAGGGAAUCUGGUGGAGCUGGGAGCUGCAGCCUGGGCCAGCGGAGAAGGGAGCUCACGGCCUGACACUGUGUCCUGACCCAGAGGCGGGCGUCUCCGAGAGUCGUGAGAGGCAGAGCAGCCUGAGCCCUGCUCGGGACGAGGUCUAUCCGGGGCCCUGCAAGUACAAGCAUGUGGCUGGGGUCCCCGUCACCAGUUUCGACACAGUCACCAUCGACAGUGACCUGGACUCGGUGAGGACGGAGACAGUCCAGCUUCACCUCCGCAAGGCCAUCGGCCGCCGGAGAGCUCCAGGCCGCAGCACCAAGGGGCCCCGCUGCCCACGGAGAGACUCGUUGGGGUGCCUGGGCUCCAGCAGUGCAGUCACUGACGAAGAGGAGGAGGAGGAGGAGUUCCUGUGGUCUCGUGGCAGCGCCGCCUGGAGGAGCAGCAGCCCUGCGAGGUGGAGCCCAAUGCCAAGCAGGGCAGAGUCCAGCUGGGAGGGUACCAGGAAGGAAGCCUGCACGGAGCACCAGGACCUGGGCGCUGAAGAGGAGAGGCUGUUGCAGAGGAAAUCCCAGCUACACGAGGCUGACUUGUCCCUGAGUGACAUCCUGGGUCAGAAAAAGCGCGCGGUCCAGGAGCUGGAGUCACUGCGUGGGGCCCUGGAGAGGAGCCAGAAGGAGGCGGAGACGCUGGAGUCCUGCCUGAAGGAGACUCGGAGCAAAGCGGAUGAAGCCAGGGCAGACCUGCUGCUGCUGCAGUACAGACGGGACUCGUGCCUGCGGGAGCUGCCCGAGCUGGAGAAGGAGCUGAGUGUGCUGAGACAGCAGCGCUCCACCAUGCACAGCACCCAGCUGGGGGCCUUCCAGGCUGAGGUCUCCUCACUAGCGGCCGAGCGGGAGGAGCUGAAGGCCCGUGUGCGUCACCUGGAGGGCAGCUUGUCCUUCCUGGAGCGCCAGCUGAGCUGCUGCAAGGCAGAGUUGUUCUCUGAGCAGCGGGCAGCCAGAGCCAGGAUCGAGGAGCUGCAGGAGUGCCUGGAGGAAGCUCAGAACAAGCUGGAGGAGAGGACGGCAGAGGGGACGGAGCUGCAGGAGGAGACCACGCGACUGAGACUGCAGCUCAGGGAGCUGGAGAGGAAGCAGGCAGCAGCUCUGAGUGGGCAGAUCCGACACCUCCGAGUGCGGGAGACGGAGCAGGAGCUGAGACGCUCUGCUCUGGAGCAGAUCCUGUCGGAGAAGGAGCUGGAGCUGGUGAGGCUGCGAGAGGUCGUCUGUGCCCUGACGGCUGAGAAGGAAGCGCAGCAACGUGCUAUGGAGAACCUGAGAGAGGAACAUGCCAGGCAGCUGGGGAAGAUGCAGCAGGAGAAGGAGCUGGAGUGGGCCCAGCAGAGGGAGGAGCUGCAGUGUCUGAAGCAGCAGGAGCUCCAGGAGUUCGCAGAGAGUUUGGAGCAGGUGAAGGCCAGGGCCCUCCAGGAUCAAGCCGCCUCCUUCCAGAAGGAAGUGGAGAAUCUCACCAGGGUGAUCGAGGCCCGAGAUGAAGAGAUUCGGAGGCAGCGGGAGACCAUGCAGCAACAGAAGGAGUCUACACAGCAGCUGGUCAGAGAGCUGAAGCAGGAAGCCAAGGAGAUGGUUCAGAGUGCUCUGCUUCAAGAGCAAAGGAAGUGGGAGGCUGAGAAGAGGGAAGUGCUCCAGGUGCAGUGUAGGACGCUGGAAGAGCAGAGCCAGAGAGCGCAUGCGGAGGCCCUGGACAAAGAGAGGAGGACGGUGUCAGUUUUGCAGAAUAAAACCCUGGAGUACCAGCAGAGAAUUCAGGAGCUGGAGCUCCACGGCCGCUCGCUCCAGCAGGAGAAGCAGGAGGCGCUGGAAGAGCUGCGGACAUUGCUGCAGGAGGAGAAGACGGAGGCACUAAGGAGACUGCGCGAGGAGCUGGAGCAGGAGAGGGCUCGUGAGAGUGAUCGGCUGAGAGUGAGGCUGCAGCAGCUGGAGGAGGAGCAGAGCCACUUGCGGGCUGAGCAGAACGAAAUGUCCUCCCGGGAGCGGGAGGCGCAGUCCCAAGCUGAGCGGGCUGAGCGCUCCCUGGCCAGGGAGAUUGGCUUGGCCUGCCAACGCCUCCAGGACCUGCUUCCCGAGAGAGGCAGGGGGCUGAUGGCUCAUGGGAGCCCAUCUCCCCUCUCGGCCAGCCACGCACUCCAGCUCCUGCAUGCAGUGACCGAGGAGACCCAGCGCUACCUCGGAGCCUUGCAGCAGGAGCUGGAAGCUCAGAACCGCACCGUGCUUCACUUCCAGGAGGAGAAGGAGUGGGAGCUGAGGCGGCAGCGAGAGCAGCUUCACUUGGAGAGCAAGGAAGCCCUGGAGGCCCUGAAGGAGCAGCUGGUCCAAGAGCACCUCCAGGAGAUGGCCAGCCUGCAGCGCAGCCAGCUGAAGGAGGCCGGGGACGGGGAGCAGCAGAUGCUGCGCCAGCAGCUGCGGGAGAAGGACCAUGAGCUGCGGGCCAUCCAGAGGAGCAUGGCCCACUGGAAAGACCAGACCACCUGCAAGCUGGCCCGCAAGUUUGAGGAGGAGCUGAAUGCGGCGCUGGAGACGCGCUUCUCCUGGGACAGACCCAGGAGCCUUCGCAGGAGUGUGGAGAGACUGGACGCAGAAAUCGGGCGGCUUUCCACGGACCGGAGCGAGCACACCCACCUCUGCCCCACCGCCUCCGCCCCACUCGGGCAGCACGGCUUUGUGUCCUCAAAGCUCCUGCGCCAGCUGCAGGGCCGCGUGAGGCAGCUGCGGGCAGAGAACGCCCUCUACCGGGGGGGCAGCCUGGAGGACCUCGCCGCCCUGCGGGCAGAGCCAGGCCAGACGGGCAGAGAAAAGAGGCGCCUGACAGCAGCUCUCUCUGGCCCACAGUUCCAUGGGGCGAGCUGUAGGAAGUAGCGUGUGCGCUGCUGGGGAACACGAAGCUGAGCAGGUGGCAGAGUCGUCGUCUGUGGACAGGCAGUGGGUGGCAGAGGCCUGGCUAUGGCAGGGGUGGAGUCACUCUCGACUUCGGGGGUAUCCAGCGGCGCAUUCGCUGCUCCCGGGAGUCAGGAAAGAAGCCGAUCACAUGAGCUUGAGAAGGACCCAGGACGCUCUCCGCUGAGCAGCUUGUGUGGAAGCGUCCCCGUCACGAACCCUUGGCUGCUGUUCAUGCUCCUGGGCUCAGUUUCCGGCUUGGUGAAGCAAGGCCCUUGUUCCCUGCCGAUCAGACCCCUUGCAGUCGGUGGGGGGAGACGGGAGUGAUCGGUCGGGGGGGGAUCUAGGGCUGGGGCCAGUCCAAAGAGCAAGUCCAGGCAAACACUGGAGCCCAAGUGGAAGAGUCUCCGGUCAAAUAUUCCAGACGCACAUGCCUGCCCCUCACAAGAGGGCUGGGCUCAGCUCUGGCUGGUUGGGCAGCAGGAGCUGAAGCUGGCUCAGGAUUCUGCAGCUUGUUUUUGUUGCUGGUUGCUGGCUGUCUGGGUCCCCCCACCCCACCUCCAAGUAGCAGCAGAGCCAUCUUUGCAACUCCUCCGUGCGGUGCUUUGCCGGCUUGCAAAACGCAACUGGGGCAGGUCUGUGUCAGAGCAGCCUAGACGUCAGGGCUGAGGCCUGCAGCGGAGCCAGUCUCUGGGCAGGCUAAUGAGCGCAGCUGGCCUACAGUAGGCUGCCUGAUUGGCUGCAGCCCCUGAUUGAUGGGCAGCGGCAGCAGGCCGGCGGUUAAGCCCAGCAGCAGUGGCGUUUGGGAGUUGGUCAAAGCAUUUGCCCACGGCUGUGAUAGCUCCUGUACCUGCUUGUAUCCAGUCCUACUUGUGCCUUGCCUCAGUCCAGGUAAUCCAGCGCUGCCCCUCAGCUCUGAGUUCUAAUGCCAGCUCUUCCCCAGGCUCCUAUUCGUGGCUACUGACUCCUGUUCCAACCACUAGGCAUGACUGCCCACCGCCCCAUCUCUGAGCCUGGGCAGAGGGUGAGUUCCAGGGGCAGUCAGCCCUGUGAAAUGGUCCCGAUAAGUUUGCUCGCUCCACUGCAGCAGUCUUUGUAGAUGUGCUGCUACAGUCUAGCUUCAUUCCCUACACUGGCAUAUUGUGUUUAAAUGCCGAUGGGGAUGCUAAAGUGGAUGUUGAUCAGUUUUUUUUGCUGCAGACUUUGGCCUCCUCAGGGAGAACGACAUUUUUAGUGCACCCUGAAGACUAGCCGGCAGAGCACACCCUGUGCCUUGCAAGCCAUGGGUAACCCACUAGUCCUAGCCCCGCCAUAUUGUGGCAUUAAAUACCGUACCAGCACAAUCAAGCCAUCUGUACCUCUUAUUACAUGCAGGGUGUUUCCAACUGCUGUCCACUCCAAUGGACCAGUGUGGUGCAACCAUGGCUGCAGAUACUUUGUAUAUAAAUACAAUACGCACGCUCGGAGCACCUGGUUUUAUAUGUAUGGGGGAGAGGGGGGUUGGGGGAUGUUUUAAGAGAAGCGUGUCAAGCAGGCCCCUCAGGGCCGUGUUUGGAGCCAGGCUAAAACUGCAGUAGCAGGGUGAUAGUGGGGGAAGAAACCAUAAAACAAGGGGACCCACAAAUACUGGAGCUGUGUGACACCUUUGGCCAGAAUAAAUGUUUUAUCCCCCACAAAAUGCCUCCGAGUUGCAUCAGUUUCUAGUCACAUCUAAUAACAUGCACAGUUCUGCAGGAGGCAAAUUGACCUCAUUGGUGUCAGACUGUAGGAGGUGACCAGGGAGACUUGUUCCAAAAUAAUCUGCUUGCAAUAGCGUCAGCAGCAGAGAGACCCUACCAAGGGGCGGUAGGACUGGAGCAGAGCCGUUUUCCGUGAUGCUAAGAGCUCCGGUCUAGAUCCACAGAGGGACGCCUGAGAUCCUCAACCCCCCUGCUCAGCUUCUACCUAAUCCUGUAGUUGGCAAGUUUCCCCAGGCGCCUGUGUGUCUAGUGGUGCACGUGCCCAGAGCCGCCAAUGGCCUGACACCGCUGCGCAUUGGGAUGCCCAUGUUCCUUUGUGGAGCUAGUCCUCAGCACCCAACACGCACCUGCUGUGCGGAGCAAUGCUGAAAAUGCCAGGCUUAAUCCCCGGAGACGGGUGUGGGGCCAGGAGGUUGGGAAGUUGGUCAGGAGAAAAGGAUGUGAAUGGGUCUGCGAUAGGUGACAGAGCAAGAGGCUGCGGUGACUG
This is a messenger RNA of Mauremys mutica (yellowpond turtle), 6751 nucleotides long. Its product is annotated as trichohyalin-like. The record is from RefSeq and is a predicted model, not a curated record. The transcript is spliced from 27 exons. NCBI's taxonomy places the organism in Eukaryota, Metazoa, Chordata, Testudines, Geoemydidae. Bases 152 to 4507 code for a protein of 1451 amino acids.